AUGGCCGCCGAAGCCCAAGUCGCUCUUCAAAUAAACCGCAUCGACACGAUGCGUAAUAUGUCCAACCGCUUGACCGACGCCGUACUCGCUACUCAAGGUGCACCCGCUAUUAACGCUGAACUCGCUUUCUUGAAUGAUUUGUGGACUCGCUUCAACACAACUCAUGAGAGAAUUUUUGAUGAUAUCCCAGAGAUCGUCGAAAAUGAAUACCAUACAGGUAACGCUUUUGGUACCGCUAGUCAAGUGUACACUGAGCUCCUGGUGAGACUCAGCGCUGCUAAACCCGCUCCAGAACGUGUUUAUGAUGCACAUGCUAUCAAUCACGAUCAAACCGCUUACUUUGGAGGUGCGCACAAGACCAACUUGCCGAAGAUUAAGCUGCCAACGUUCCAAGGCAAUUAUGACGAAUGGGAUUCGUUCAAAGAUCUAUUCACGUCGCUUGUCAUCAGUGAAAAUUCGCUAACUGGGUCACAAAAAAUGCAUUACCUGAAGACACAGGUAAAAGGUGAGGCCGCUGCACUACUCGCCAACCUGCUGGUAACUGAUGACGCUUUCCAACCUGCAUGGGAAUUACUAAAUACUCGCUACACAAAUCCACGUCGAUUGCUCGACGUGCACAUCGAUGGUUUGUUAUACAGGCAACCGCUAACUGGUCACUCCGCUGCUGAAUUGAACGCUCUGUUGCUGGCUAACAAAAAUCGCUAG
Microplitis mediator is the source of this 705-nucleotide messenger RNA. RefSeq lists its product as uncharacterized. The transcript has a single exon. Lineage: Eukaryota; Metazoa; Arthropoda; Insecta; Hymenoptera; Braconidae. The record is from RefSeq and is a predicted model, not a curated record. The coding region runs from base 1 to 705 and encodes 234 amino acids.